AAAUAAAAUCAUUGAAUGAAGAGAAGUGAGAAAUAUGAAGACCCCAUUGAAGCCCUCCAGCUAUUUCCCAUCCCCACAUCUUACCUAUUUCCCUCUCCUUUUUGUAGCCAUUUUUUUCUAAAUCCAAACACUAAGACUGAGCUGAAAAAUAGCUUAGCAAAAACACAGAGCAAAUGGGUUUAACUCUUCUGCUUUUUCUUUUCUUCUCUGUCUUCUUAACUCCUUCUUUAUCACAGUACCAUUCGCCGCUAAAUACUGCUUAUUACCGGAGAUCAUGUCCAAGAUUUGAACAAAUUAUGCAAGAAACCACUACAAACAAACAGAUCACUUCACCUACUACCGCCGCCGCCACCCUCCGCCUCUUCUUCCACGACUGCUUCGUCGGUGGCUGCGACGCCUCCGUCCUCGUCUCCUCCACUCCUUUCAACAAAGCUGAACGUGACGCUGAAAUCAACCUUUCACUCCCCGGCGAUGGGUUCGAUGUAGUCGUACGCGCCAAAACGGCGCUUGAACUUGCUUGCCCCGGAGUUGUCUCUUGCUCCGACAUUCUCGCCGUCGCUACCCGGAAUCUCGUUGUUCAAACCGGAGGCCCGUUUUAUCCAGUUAAUUUGGGCCGUAAAGAUUCUUUUAUUUCAAAAGCUUCGUUGGUUGAAGGAAAUCUGCCCCGACCCACAAUGACGAUGGAUCAAAUCAUUAACAUUUUCGGGUCAAGAGGGUUUUCGGUACAGGAAAUGGUAGCAUUAUCCGGUGCUCACACAAUUGGGUUUUCACAUUGUAAAGAGUUCAGCUCAAAUCUUUACAAUUACAACAAAACUUCGCAAUAUGAUCCUUCUUACAACCCCAGAUUUGCUCAAGCUUUGAGAAAUGCUUGUAAUAAUUUCCAAAAAGAUCCAACAUUGUCAGUUUUUAACGAUGUAAUGAGUCCGAAUAAGUUCGACAACAAGUAUUACCAGAACUUACCUAAGGGUUUGGGUCUGUUGUCUUCGGACCGGGGUCUGUUUUCAGAUCCGACGACAAGAGUUCAUGUUGAAGAGUAUAUUAGAGAUCAAGAUGCAUUCUUUAAGGCGUUUGCUUCAGCAAUGCAGAAGCUAAGCGAUCAUGGUGUUAAAAUUGGGAGAAGAGGUGAGAUCAGGCACAGAUGUGAUGCUUUCAACAAUUAAACUACUUGAGGAGUGUUGAUUAUGUUACUGUACGUUCUAAUUUUGUUGGAUUUAAUCACUUACAAGAUGAAAGUAAAACUUAUAAUAUGUAUACACCAUGUUUUUUACUACCAUUUAUUUAGAUUAGAAAGCUCUUCUUUUGCUCUGCUUCAGUUCUGUUUUAGAACUACUACUACUACUACUUGUGAUUAGUGUGUGUUGAGAUGCAUCUAAGAGGCUGUUUGUUCAUCGAAUUUGAUUCAAUAAGAAAUGAAACCGUAAAUAAAGUUUGCAACUUUUUCUUC
Molecule: messenger RNA, 1444 nt
Organism: Solanum tuberosum (potato)
Lineage: Eukaryota; Viridiplantae; Streptophyta; Magnoliopsida; Solanales; Solanaceae
Product: peroxidase 63
Exons: 1
Coding region: 174-1160 (328 amino acids)
Biological process (GO): hydrogen peroxide catabolic process; response to oxidative stress
Molecular function (GO): peroxidase activity; heme binding
Source: RefSeq, a predicted model, not a curated record